Thelazia callipaeda (thelaziosis nematode) is the source of this 1323-nucleotide messenger RNA. Lineage: Eukaryota; Metazoa; Nematoda; Chromadorea; Rhabditida; Thelaziidae. The record is from the annotation of a GenBank genome assembly.
AUGUCUGGGAACGAAGGCAAUGGUGCCAUACCUCUAAUUGCUCCAGAAGUUACUCCUCGAGACUGUAUAUGUGAUAAUAAAAGUGAAGAGAUUAAACAAAAACAACUUCCGGUGCAUAAUGGGAAAAAGCGAACAAUAAGUUUUUGUAAUAGCGUGCUACCCAUACAGUUGUCACCACGUGAAAUCAGCACGAUAUUUGCUGGUGGUGGUGCGGGUGCUAUCACAUUUGUGCUGCCAAUCGCUUAUGCGCUUCAUCUUUACGGAUCACGCAUUGUUUUCAGUAUGCUACUAAUGUUUUCAUCAAUUGCUACAGCGUUGAUGCCGUUUGCUGCACGUAAGGGUGUUAUUUGGAUGGUAUGCGUUCGUAUUGUGCAAGGCAGUUUUGUAACUUUGCUAUCAGCUGGUGGUCAGUUAUCUCAAAUUAUUACAAUGCCAUUAGCAGCCCACUUAUGUGUUACGUUUGGUUGGCCUGCGGCUUUUUACGCUUCCGCAAUUAUUUCUGCUAUUUCAGCUAUUUUAUUUCUCUCCUUUUUUCGCAAUAAUCCUGCAAAGCAUCCACUUGUUUCGUCAAAAGAACUUCUUUUUAUUACUAAAGGAGUAGAGCGUAAGCACCGCAGGGACAUCUCAGUACCAUAUUGGUCAAUUGCAAGCAGUCGUUCUGUUUGGGCUGUUUGGAUUGCAUUUUUUGGUAAUGCGGUCGGAUUUCAGCUGAUCGUGCAGUAUAUGCCAACAUAUCUCAACAAAACAUUGAAAGUACCAAUUGAGCAAACUGGCUUGUCAGCGAUUUUGCCUCCACUAGUUCAGUUACUGAUGAAAAUGAUGGCAGGGAUUGUCUCUGAUAGAAUCACUUGUAUUUCGGAGAAGUGUAAACUACAAAUGUUCAAUACCACUGCAAUGGUUGGAUGUGCUUUGUUUCUGCUUCCACUUGGUUUUCUUAAUUCUGAUCACGUUGGUAUAGCUUUACUUUGCUUCACGGGCGGAAUCAGUUGCAUAGGACUAAUUGCUUGUGGUUCUAUGAAAUCAGCCACAUUAAUUGCUCGUACUUUUACUGAAUUUGUCAUGGCUGUUGUUCAGCUAGUUGCUUGCAUCGGUAUGCUUAUGGUACCAUUUAUGGUUAGCACUUUAGCACCGAAUACUACCAUACGUGAGUGGCGUUAUGUGGUAUUAGUUACAGCUUUGAUUCUUAUCACGUCAAAUGCAAUAUUUUGUUGGUUAUGUAGUGCAGAAGCAGAGCCUUGGGCUUUGCUCGGAUUAGUUCAAUCUUCAAAUGAUAAUGAACCGAAAAAAAAUUUAAUAAAUUCAAAUCAACAAAGUUUGUCCUAA